AUGCAUCGACCACGGCCGUUGUCAACGGUGACAGUACUGGUAUUUAAGUAGUACGUUUAGCGUCGCGUACUGAUGCUUGUACAUGUACUGUACAUAUACAUUAGAUAGCACGGUAUAAUAAUUAUGCUUGAUCGAGUCCGCUAUCGAGUUCUGCCGUCUUGGCCCAAGAUUGGGCAAACAUACGCACAUGCGAAAAUGUAUAACGUGUGGGCUAGAAUAGUGUUACAACUUAAUUAAGCAUAUGCACUCUAGGGGCGCUGUUCGGCGUGCAGCUGCUUGUGCGCCACUUUUGCGGCUUCUAUAUUUUUAAGGGAUUGAAGUCUCAAAUCCAUUCGUAUUUUUCUUUGAGAGAGGGCAUCGUUGGUUGACUGGUUGUAAAAGCCUGGAAUCAAGUACCAGACGCGUGUGAAAAUGGCUGUUCACGUUCCCGUUGAUGACGACGUUGGGCUCCUCCCCUUGAGGGACCAGGUUGAACCUCCACUAGCAUUUCGUGCUUUCAACGAGUGUCCCAGCCCGGACCUCUCGGUGGUAGAUCUGUCGGACCCGUCCAAGGCUGAUCUUUACUCGUACAAGUCGGCCCACGUUGUCAUGAUCACCAUCAUCUACCCGUGCCUGUGCACUGUGGGACUGGUCGCUAAUCUGGCUUUCCUUGUUAGCGUCUGGCGGGUCAAGUACAUGCGCACCAUCACAAACAUCUAUCUAUCGAAUCUUGCUGUGGCCGAUAUAAUCUUCCUUGUAACAGGGACUUCUUUUGGUCUAUGGAAAUACUUUGUCACCCCAGUAACGUCUGACUUCUCACUGUGCGGGGGACCUGUUGGCUGCUUUGCUUUGGUUCAUCUCAACGCAACACCUUUUCAGGCGUCGACCCUCCUAGUCACAUUGGUUUCACUGGAGCGCUACCUCGCCAUUUGUCGGUCCAUAUACCACCACCGGAUCAACAGCCAAAAACGGACGGUCGGUCUCGUUGUCUGUGUAUGGCUGGCAGCCAUCCUACUGUCCUCGGUUCUCAGCUCCUCAGGCACCGAAUACACCACAACUUGUGUGUCAUGGCCCGCCGAGGAUAAGUACCGCAGCUACCCUCAGACCAUAGCCAGUUGCUUCACUCUUGGUGCCGUAUGGCUCCACGCUGCUAGCUUUGCAGUCUACGUUGUGCCAUACUUUAUCGAGUUCACGAUAGCCGUUGUCGUCUUCUACAAGAUCCUUAACACACUGCAGAAAAGAAGUAAUAUUUCUGGUACUGUGAGUGCUCAACCCGGGGCGAAUGAUAACGUCAAUCGCAUCAGGAACCGCGUCGCCUUCAUGCUGGUCAUAGCUGGAAUUACCUCGUUUUCCUUGGUGACCCCGCGAGUGAUCGUAACCAUUUACUCAUACGUAAUAUUUUUCGCUGGUAUCACUGGCCCUCUAACACAAGACCAAAUAUUCGUCAUCUAUAUAACAGUGAACUUGCUGUUGUAUCUGAACUCCGUUCUGAAUCCGUUCAUCUACGCCUUUUGCAAUUCCCGCUACAGAGCUUCGGUGGUUGAAGCUUUCUUUGGAAGGUGUGUUUCUUCGGGAAAUAAUAUGAGUUAUGAACGUGACACGAACAUGGCAAACAAUGAUGCAAACAGAAGGACAGAGACUACUAUGUAAUUCUACUAGUAAUAUACGUUUUACGAAAACGACCUUGUAGCACGGUUUUCUGUCAGCAGUUACAAGUACAUGUGAUGGCGCUACGAGUCGUACGCCUCCCUUUCGUAAGGAACGGAGUCUACAUCAUUGUGGCGGAAAGAGUGAUUCUAGUAUGUUUGAAUUAAGCCUCUUUAACAAAUAGCAACCUAACUGUUUGCCGUUGUUUAGGGAAUAACUAUAAAGAUCAGUUACACUGCUUUUAGGCGAAAAGGUUAAUAAACAUAAAAAUUGGUCAUUAUUACCCAUAUGACUAAACUGGCAGCUUCUCCUCACAUUUAUAAAAAUUCGUCAUUGGGAGUUCAGAUCUACUGCGAGAAUGCUCAGAGUAAAACAACUGAGUCGAUGAGGGCCACAAACAAAUUUAGCGAUUUGAUGAUGUCAUAAUAAGGCUCUCGACCCCCCCAGACUUUGUUGACCUUGCGGGCAUAAUAGGCUGUCUGGUUGCGACCCAUCGCAAAUGUUCUCAGCGAAUAAGGCUGUUCGUGCAUGAGGUUUCAUGGUUAGACUCAGGUUGGGCUUCGCCUAGAAUACGCGAAGAAAUGCAAGACUUGUAGUAUUGAAAUUCCCGUUUUCAUGAGUGGACACAGCCCAAGCUGGGCCUCUGCACGAACAUGCUACGUACUGAGUGCAGCUAGGGCGCGCAGUUGCCAAAAGUAAGUAUGUCCGGUAAUAUGAUACCGCGGCGCCAGCUACGCGGGUCACCAAAACACUGGACUUCCUACUUUGCGUUUGAUUACGCACCUUUGACCAAACUUAAACCGUCGAUGUCUCCCUCAACUUUGUCUACAAAGUCUCGUGACACUAUCACAGAAUUACAGUAACAUUCAAAUGUUUAAGUUUAGGACUCUAUAGCUCAGCAGAGAAGACAAGUAAAGUAAGUAAUACGUCUGGGGGCCAAGGACUAAUUACGGAAAAGCCCCUCAAUAGCUGUCGCGUUGUAAUAGUCCCACAUCCUAGCCUGGCCAUUAAGGCGCUUUCAAAAUAAUAAAUGGUCGUAUAAAUGCAGAGCUGUAGUGUGUCGUCAUCAAAACAGGCUUCUAUAGGAAGCCUCCGACGAAAUUUGUUUUCAAAUGCCGGAUAUGAAGAACUUCAGCUCGUGUUUUUUUAUUACCCUGGUAGCAAACUUUAUUUAGUUUUACAUAAAAUAUUGUUUGGAGUAUAACUAAAAUUCAUAAAAAGUGACAUUGUGAUUUACCAAUGUGACUGGUCUUUAAUACGAACUUGUCGCUAGUUAAGCAUUUGUAGACGAAUCGACUUCUGUUGCAGUGGGCGUUUGGCAUUGUAAAGACGUUACUUUUUUAAAGGGGUAUGGUAAGAAAAAAAGUAUAUUGUCGGGAACAAACUUGUUGAUAGAACAACAAAAUUUGGUUGAGGAACUACAAAGUUUGUUGAGAAAACAACCAUUUUUGUUGAGGGAACAACGUUUGUUGAGAAAAAAAAUUGCUGAGGGAACAACAAGAUUUGGUGAAGAAACAAUCAUUUUUGUUGAGGGAACAACAAAAUUUUGUUUAGGGAACAACAGAUUUUGUUGAGGGAAUAACAAAAUUUUGUUGAGGGAACAACAAAUUUGGUUGAGGGAACAACAAACAUUGUAAAAUCGGCAUUGUUCAGGGCCAAAUAAUGUGCAUACCAACAUCCCCGAGGUUUCUGAAAUACAAAUUAAAUUGUUGUCUGGUUCCUAAUCUUUGACUUUCUUUUCAAUUUUCUGUAGAUUAACUGAAUUUUUAGUUACCGUAUUGCCAUAAAACAAAAUCACCUCCCAAUAAGUGAUUUUUCCAAAGUCUCCUUGCAGCCAUUUAUCAAGUGGCAACUCUCAACUUUCUCGAGCACUUUGGACCAUUUUCCAACCGUAUUUUUUAGCCAUUCUGCUCUCAAAUGAAAGCCCAGAGAUCCAGGGAGUUGAUCGUGGCAAAGAUUACACAAUCUCACGAUUUUGGGGCAAAACAAUCUCCUUUUUCAAAAGAUACUGUGGAGACACUUUAAUACCAUAGAGCAGGCCAGAAAUUCUCACUUGGAUUAGUAGACUGCGUCCAAAAUUUAUAGUUCCCUCAACAAUACUUGUUGUUCCCUCAACAAACUUUGUUGUUCCCUCAACAAAGUGCGUUCUCCGAUUAUAUAUAUUUUUCUACCUUGUCCCUUAAAAACCCGACCCAUUAUUCAUAAUACGCGUGCAGCUGUACGAUCACACAUGAUCCGUAAGAUCCAACGCCGCAACACUGCAAAUAAGAUUCAUCCACGAAAUCCCCGUUGUGUGGAUCCGUUUCAGUACGUCGGGAAUAUUUGCAGAUUUGGUAACGUUUAACGAUCACUUUACUAAAAAUUAGCUGCAGUAAAUUUUAUGAAAAGACUAUUGAGAGGUGUUUAAUUUCCUUUGGUCACCUAUGCCUUAUUAAUUUAUGUGUAAUGUCAUUCAAGAAUACAAACGCGCUAAGUAAUGACUGUUUUAAGACAUUUAUAUUGUUACUUUGCAAUAGCAAUAUUAUGGAGCCAACUGGAAAAUCGGCAACUUCCCUUUAAUGGACGUGCACACUUGCACAUAGACUGAUUUUAGACCUACACUUCAAAAUUUACAUGCCUUUAUUUGGUCCUAACAUCUCCAACGUUUCCUUUGUGGUUGGGAAAUAAGGUAUCUUCACUGGCUAGUGUUCUGGGAAAAUAUUGGGUUUUAGCCUAUACAUAUGCAUAUACAUGUACAUGAUCAAUUACUUUUUUGUUACGUUAGUCUUUCUGUUGAACAUAGUGACUGGUGAAGGAAGGAUUAUGAUGCCAGCUUUUACAUUCAACUUAUUUUCUUGUUCGGUUAAAACAAAAUUAGGGUCGAUUCGAUGUCGGUGGUUUGCAGUCAGCAAUAAAAAAUAUUAAUCCGCCCUCAACCUGCAUGACAACCAUCACGUUGGUGGCAAGGUUUCUUUUAACAUUAAGGUUUAUUUAACCAAAGAAUCACAUUUAUGUGCAAGCUCAUUAUUCUCUGGAAUUUGAUCAUGCAUAAUUCAUCUUAUUUGGAAUUACCAAAGUAAACGCUCUUGUCGCAAAAGAGUAACAACGUUUGGUCAUUAUUAACGUUAUCUUGUGGAUUAUAGCAGAUUUCUACAGAAAGUAAUACACAUAAACCGGCCAAAUAUCGCAAAAGCGUCAUCGUUACACAAACGUCGUGUUCCUUUUUUAUUAACCAAUAAGUUUGAAUCUAAACAGAUAUAAGGAGUGUUAGAAUUAUUAUGUGAUUGGUUAAAAUAAACUGCAAGACAUGAUGAAGAUUCUUUAAACUAUUACUGUGACGUCACUAUUUUGUUCAAGGUGUAGAUAAUUUUUUUACGAAUCCACUGAAAGCUGUAGAUUAUGUUUACAAAUCUACAGUUAAC
Messenger RNA from Acanthaster planci (crown-of-thorns starfish), 5027 nucleotides. RefSeq names its product thyrotropin-releasing hormone receptor-like. The record is from RefSeq and is a predicted model, not a curated record. Lineage: Eukaryota; Metazoa; Echinodermata; Asteroidea; Valvatida; Acanthasteridae.